UUGCCACAUCAGUGUUCCGCGUUCGCUUUUCCCCGGGGGUGGGUUCCACAACAGAAAGAAAAAACUAAAUAAAGGCGGCCGACUGACUAAAAAAAUCGAAUAGAACAUAAUUGCAUUGUUCGGGCCACUGCAAUACUGCACCCGUUAACACAGGGGCUUACAAAUCAAAUUGCUCGUUCGCGGACAGACAAAAUAUAUGGCCUGAGUGCUGCGUACAUCAGUGGGCAAAUAUAAAACGAGAAUCGUUUAAUUGACCCUAAAACCAGUGAGGCGUUCAGUUUGUGUUUUACCAUUGCGCACCCAUGGCCGAAACCCCAACUAUUGCGGCUCAGACUGUCAAAGGGCUCAGUGCGUAAAUCUGUGUUAUAAUCGCGGUGCCAUAAAUUCCGCAAUUCGCCUUAAAAAAAAUUCUAUUGAUUUUCCCAAAGGGAGAGAAUAUGCGAAACAGAAAUAUUUUCCACCGCAUUACUUUGCAGUGAUAGUGGGGAAAAUCACGAAGAAACGGGCAUGCGAAAGUGGAAACUGUGCCAAGCCCAAGUCUGUGUUAGUGUGACAAUUUUUAAUGCGAUUAAAGUGCAACACUCUCCACGCAGUCGGCGAAUGGUUGAAGUGACCAGGAAAAAUCGCAGAAGCUAAAAUUGAAAUUGUGCAGAAGUUCGCAUUCGCAUAACGAUUCAAAGCCCGGUUCAAAGUUGUCGCCUCCAAUUGUUAAUAUCCCACUUACAGUUUUCUUUUUGUGCUCCAGAGUGCUUUUAAAAUGCUACCAAUUAUCCGUGCAUGUUAAAAAAAGAGACAGUGAAAUCGUUUUAUUAUCAACGUACAUUUUUUGUAUAAUUAAAAAGCAUUCAACUUUAAGGGAAGGUCAUGGGUUCGUGGCAGUCUGGCCGGAGGAAGCCAUUUCCAGUGGUUCUGCUGUGCGUGCUACUCACUCUGCUCUGCAUUUUGGACUGUCAUGGAGUAGACUUGACAUCUCCCACCAAGAAGUCCGCUCCCCUUCGAAUAACCAAACCGCAGCCCACAAGUCAACAGGCCAAGCCCACCAGUAUUACCACAAAGGCCCCAACGACGGUGGCUCAAACCACCAGCACCGAUGACGGAGUCUCCAGCUCCGUGGAUGGCCAACUGGCCCCACUCAUCUCGUCCACGACUGAGGGGAGCAGCAGUGGAACAACGUCUGGUUUGCAGGCGGAUAUCUGUCGGAAUGGCCUACAGUUAACCAUCAGUAGCGCGGAUGAGGGAACGGUGGUGCAAAAGCAGGAUGAGUUCCUCACGAUACUCGAGGGCGAUGUGAUGCUCAGUGUCCUGACCAAGGAUCCCGUCUCAGCGCUCUUCGUAAUCAAUCGAGUGAACCAGGCGAAUCUCAUAAUGGCUGACUUUGAAAUUGGAAUCCGCGCCAUCAAUGUCGACAACGUGACCUUGGCCGAAAACUUGCUCCUCCAGGAAGUUCAGUUUCUGCAGCAGUGCGCUCCGUUUUCGAUGGGUAUUUUCCUCGACUGGGAGCUGUACAGACAACUAGAGUCGGUUAUCAAGGAUCUCGAGUACAAUAUUUGGCCAAUACCGGGAACCCGAGCCCAUCUCUUUCCCAAAGUGGCGCAUUUGCUGCACCAAAUGCCGUGGGGCGAGAAAAUCGCCUCCGUGGAAAUAACUACGGAAACCCUCGAGAUGUACAACGAGUUCAUGGAAGCUGCCCGCCAGGAGCACAUGUGCUUGAUGCACUUCAAAAGCGAUGAGAACGUUUACAUCAUGUUCGGUAAUAAGCUGGCCAGCCACUUCAAGGAGAACGGCACUCUGUUUUCCGUGCCCACCGAUCGAACGGAUGAUGAGUUUUUGGCAGAUCUUCCGAACAAAGCCUUCGUCCUGAUGGAGAAUGAAAUUGAACUGAGCACAACAGUCGAACUGGACAUCACGCCAACCGUUCUCGACGAGGUUUUGAUUGGAAAAAGUGUGGUGCCCUCGCGAGUCCUGAGUUUUGCCGGUUCCAUCAUCGACCUGAUGAACUGGCUGCGCGGAUCCUUGUCCAGACAUUGCAAGCGGGAUGAGGAACAGGAUUUGUAUGUGCUGGAGAGCUGCUUCAAUUUCCUGAACUUCAUCGAGGAUUGGCGGACAUCGGAAUACCGUCAGAUUCGCAGCACGGCUGAGAUCCUCUCACUUUUGGUGAUGCGCAAAAUGGGCACCGCCAUGAACUUCCAGAUGUACCAGAAGAAGGUGCAAAUGCUGGACAAGAUUACGGGGGAUUCGCGAACCGAACUGCGUGAGAUUGCCUCGCAGAACUUCGAGACCAAUGUGACGACCUACUACCAUUACAAUCGGGACAAUCACACCACUUUGGAGCUGAAGACCAAGUUCGGCCAGGUGUUCAACUGCCAGUACAGUGCGGGUGACAAUAGGCGCUAUCCCUUCCUCUUCGACGGCGAAUCGGUGAUGUUCUGGCGCAUCAAGAUGGACACGUGGGUGGCAACUGGGCUGACGGCCGCCAUUCUCGGCCUGAUUGCCACGCUGGCCAUCCUGGUGUUCAUUGUGGUGCGCAUCUCGUUGGGCGACGUCUUCGAGGGCAAUCCGGCCACCUCGAUUCUGCUCCUGUUGUCCCUCAUCCUGGUCUUCUGCUCCUUUGUGCCCUUUUCCAUUGAAUACGUGGGCGAGCAGCGCAACUCGCAUGUGACCUUCGAGGACGCCCAAACUCUGAAUACCCUGUGUGCGGUGCGGGUUUUCAUUAUGACCCUGGUCUACUGCUUUGUCUUUUCCCUGCUCCUUUGCCGGGCCGUCAUGCUGGCUUCGAUUGGCUCCGAGGGCGGCUUCCUGUCCCACGUGAAUGGCUACAUCCAGGCGGUGAUUUGCGCCUUCAGUGUCGUCGCCCAGGUGGGCAUGUCCGUGCAACUCCUGGUGGUGAUGCACGUCGCCUCGGAGGCGGUGUCCUGCGAGAAUAUCUACUACGGGCGCUGGUUGUGGGGCCUCCUGGCCUACGACUUUGUGCUCCUCUGCUGUGUGGGCGCUCUGAUACCCUCUAUUUACCGAUCGCAGCGGAACUACCGCGAGGGAAUACUCAUUGUCAUCGGAGCGGUGCUAAUCAUGGUGAUUUGGGUCGCCUGGAUUGCGUUGUCCAUGUUCGGGGACGAGUGGCGCGAUGCAGCCAUUCCGCUGGGAUUGCAGGCCUCCGGCUGGGCGGUACUCGUGGGCAUCCUUAUACCGCGUACUUUUCUCAUUGUAAGGGGUAUCGAGCGGUCGGAUAUCGCCCAGGCUUUGCCCUCGCUCACCUCUCUGGCUUUUGCCCAGAACAAUCAGUACUCCUCGGAGCAGAGUGUCUAUGAGUGCGUGAACCCCGCCAUGCGCCACUGUUCGCAGGAGGAGGUGAACCACCAGUCGCCCAGCGAGAUUCCCACGUUACCCCUGCGAGGAGGAGGCCCCCGUCGCCAGCAGUUCUUCGCCAAUCUCCGCCAGGCCAAUGCCAACAUCAAUCCGCAACGUCCGCCUCCGCGGCCCCAACAGAGUCCUUCCCGCUCCUCGGUGUCCUCGCUGCCACCCACACCCGACCACAACAAGAUCACCCGAUUCUAACCCCUCCAGUAAUCCCGUGCGUGUGAUGAGGCACUUCUAGUCAAAGCUCCCAGAACGUGAAUUCACCUAAAACUGUCCAACAUUUUGAAUCACUGACGAACCAAGAUCUUAUGGAAGUUAAGAUAAUAAACCGAUUUAAAUAAUCAAA
Drosophila ficusphila is the source of this 3700-nucleotide messenger RNA. RefSeq names its product protein bride of sevenless (gene boss). The transcript has 5 exons. NCBI's taxonomy places the organism in Eukaryota, Metazoa, Arthropoda, Insecta, Diptera, Drosophilidae. Gene Ontology annotation, cellular component: membrane. The coding region runs from base 865 to 3552 and encodes 895 amino acids. Gene Ontology annotation, biological process: G protein-coupled receptor signaling pathway; visual perception. Gene Ontology annotation, molecular function: sevenless binding; adenylate cyclase inhibiting G protein-coupled glutamate receptor activity. The record is from RefSeq and is a predicted model, not a curated record.